AUGGUGUCUCGUCAGGGCAUGAAAACAGCCACUAAUCCCUACUCUAGACCAUCGCAAACUAGCGCCGCUAGGCGUCGGAGACCUAGGAAGAAUAACCCAAAAGCAGGAACUCCAGAGGGCGGUAAUAACAAUGAUAAAACAUCUGAGCCCAAGCAGAGGAAAGGUCAUCGCCGUACGCCCAAUGCAAAAGGCACCACAACGAAACCAGAAAGGACUUCUAACAAGGAAAAGUUUACCGAUAUAAAAAGGAAGGGGAACGCUUUUUCUAAAAAUGCCAAGGCGGCUCGAGUGUCCAACGAAUCAAAAGAUGAAAUACGUCAAGUUCAGCAUGUCCUGGGUGAAGAGAGCUUCAAAAUUUUCAAAAAGGGCAAAAACAGCACUUCAUAUGGGCUCAUAGUACCUGAAUUUUUUGCCCAAGAGUCAUUUACUCUAGUAAUAACCAUACCAUUCACAUACCCUAAGCAACCAAUCAAGCUGGAUCCUAAUGACAAUCACGUAAAAGAUGCGGAACACAGUGCCCAGCUGACGAACAUUCUCAACAACUUCAACAGUAAAGCCCAUGAGAUGUCAUUGAAAAGUCAACCUUUGCUUUCACAGUUUAAUUUUCUGCUAACGCAGUGGCCUCAAUUGGGCAAUCUUAAUUACAAACAAAAAGACCGGCUAUACAAAGAAUUCUUGGCUAGUUGUACCUGA
This is a messenger RNA of Lachancea meyersii CBS 8951, 693 nucleotides long. NCBI's taxonomy places the organism in Eukaryota, Fungi, Ascomycota, Saccharomycetes, Saccharomycetales, Saccharomycetaceae. The record is from the annotation of a GenBank genome assembly.